This is a messenger RNA of Camelina sativa (false flax), 1362 nucleotides long. RefSeq names its product lysM domain-containing GPI-anchored protein 2. NCBI's taxonomy places the organism in Eukaryota, Viridiplantae, Streptophyta, Magnoliopsida, Brassicales, Brassicaceae. The record is from RefSeq and is a predicted model, not a curated record.
AGGCGUGGCAAAUGCCAACACUUUCAUUAAAGAACAGAGAGAUAGCACAAUGUGAAACCACAGACUGUUCUGGUUGUGUUCUCAUUUAUUGUCUCACAAAGUCAAAGUGGAAUAAGUCCAGUCUUCUCUCCGUCAACUCUCUCUUCUUUGUCCUUAGCUUACAUAACCAAAACCCAUCUAAGAUUACCUGAGAGAACUCUCCGGCGACCUAAAAAUGGAAACUUCCCGUUAUACCCUUCCUCUUCUCCUCGUCAAUAUUCAAACCCUUUUCGCCGUCAAGAACCUCCGUUCGAUCCUCGGAGCUAACAAUCUCCCACUCGACACCAAACCUGACCAGCGCGUGAACCCGAAUCAAGUCGUGCGUAUCCCAAUCCAUUGCUCUUGCUCCAACGGAACAGGUGUAUCGAACAGAGACAUCGAGUAUACCAUCAAGAAAGACGACACGCUUUACCUCGUCGCAACUGAGGUGUUCGGAGGUCUGGUUGCCUACCAGAAGAUCGCUGAUAUGAACAAAAUCCCCGACCCAAGUAAAAUUGAUGUUGGUCAAAAGUUUUGGAUCCCUUUGCCCUGUAGCUGUGAUAAGUUGAAAGAUGAAGAUGUUGUUCACUAUGCACACGUGGUCAAACAAGGGAGCUCCCUCGGUGAGAUCGCUGCUCAGUUUGGAACGGACAACACGACGCUGGCUCAGCUCAAUGGAAUCUCCGGCGACGCUCAGCUUCUUGCUGAUUACCCUCUCAACGUCCCUCUCAAAGCUUGUAGCUCUUCUGUGAGGAACGACUCGUUGGAUGCUCCUCUACUUCUGUCAAACAACUCAUACGCCUUUACUGCAAACACUUGCAUCAAGUGUUCCUGUGACGCUUCAAAGAAUUGGACUUUAAGCUGUGAACCAUCAUCUCAGGUUAAGCCUUCGAAUUCGACAUGGGCAACUUGCCCGCCUUCACGGUGCGAAGGAGCUGAGGGUUUGUUUCUAGGCAACACGACUACUACGUCGACUAGCAGCUCUUGCGGACCUCGUACUUGCGCCUAUGCUGGUUACUCCAAACAGACCAUCUUUACCGUACUUACCCCAACUUGUCCAGAUUCUGCUAGCCCUGGUAGUGGUAACUAUGCGUCAACGUUCAGCCCAAGGUUCAGUUUCGUGAUGGUGUUGAUUCAGUGUGCGCUGCUUUGUCUCUAUCUUCUCUAGUAAUGUUUUGUUGUUAUAUUAAUUAUGAGUGUGAAUCUAAGUACAGUUGGGAUUGAAAAUAAAGACAUUGUUUCACCUGUAGCAUCACGUCCUUGUACCAUUAUUAUGUUGGAAACACUUCACCUUUGGACACAUGUGUGGUUACCAACUAGAAAAUAAUAAAACAUUGAUAUGAA